AUGGCUACGAUCGGAGGAUUACUAACAGUUCUGAUAAUGGCAUGUAUUGUGGGUAAUUUGUUUGUAAUUAUUGCAAUACUGACUGAACGCGACCUGAAGGCUCGACCGCAGUAUUAUUUAAUAUUUUCUCUUGCUGUGGCAGAUUUGUUUGUUGGCCUGAUAGUUACUCCGUUAGGUGCCUGGUCAACGAUCUUACAUGCGUGGACACUUGGUGUAGCAUUAUGUGAUUUUUGGAUCAGCGUUGACGUUCUACUUUGUACUAGCUCAAUUCUUCAUCUCGUCGCGAUCGCAAUAGAUCGUUACUGGAGUGUCACGGAUGUUUGCUACGUGCAGAAUCGUACUCCGCGGCGGAUAUUUUGCAUGUUAGGCACUAUUUGGCUCAUUUCAUUGCUUAUCUCAUUAGCUCCAGUACUUGGAUGGAAAGACAAUGACUUCUAUCAUCGCGUCAUAGAUCACCAUCUUUGCCUCAUCAGCCAACAGAUCAGUUAUCAGGUAUUUAGUACUGCAACCGCCUUUUACAUCCCAUUAUGCGCUAUUAUAUGCAUAUAUUACAAAAUUAUGCGCGCUGCAAAACGUCGUUUUAAACGUGAACGUGAUCGCCGUCGUAUAACCACUGAUAACCAUAACCAUCUGGAACAAAAUAUUCAUUCACAUGAUGAAAAAUGUUUUCCACCACCUACACUGGAAACAGGACACAAUCAGGUCGUUUAUUCCUCAUUAAUAAAUGCAAAAACAACGAUGUCAAGAGAAAGGCCAAAAAUUACGGAUGUCUCUAAUAGCAGUAAUACUGAAAUGGAAACUCUAAAAAAUAAAAUUGUAGUAAAUUACAAUACAAGUAAACGACAAAAGAAAAAUGUUUUCACAAAGAUUGAAUGUAAACUGCAUGUGAAAGAAAACGCUGACACGAAACGUGAAAGGAAGGCUUGGCGUACGUUAGUAAUUAUUACUGGAACAUUUGUCGCUUGUUGGUUGCCGUUCUUCCUGAUUUCUUUGUAUCGACCUAUAUGUCAUUGCAAAAUACCGAUAUUACUAGAAUCUAUAACGAAUUGGUUAGGUUACCUUAAUUCAGCUCUCAAUCCGAUUAUUUAUACCGUAUUUUCGCGCGAUUUUCGAGCAUCUUUCAAGCGUAUUCUCAGACGUUUGCUCUUUCUCUAA
Molecule: messenger RNA, 1155 nt
Organism: Thelazia callipaeda (thelaziosis nematode)
Lineage: Eukaryota; Metazoa; Nematoda; Chromadorea; Rhabditida; Thelaziidae
Source: the annotation of a GenBank genome assembly